This is a messenger RNA of Prunus persica (peach), 939 nucleotides long. RefSeq names its product protein FAR1-RELATED SEQUENCE 5-like. Gene Ontology annotation, biological process: regulation of DNA-templated transcription. Lineage: Eukaryota; Viridiplantae; Streptophyta; Magnoliopsida; Rosales; Rosaceae. The transcript is spliced from 2 exons. Gene Ontology annotation, molecular function: nucleic acid binding; zinc ion binding. The coding region runs from base 1 to 939 and encodes 312 amino acids. The record is from RefSeq and is a predicted model, not a curated record.
AUGGCCAUAGCGAUUUCAAUAGCCUUCCCGACUACAUUUCAUCGACUUUGCAUAUGGCACAUCACAUCAAAGUUCUCUGUUAAGUUACCACGUGACGCUUAUAAGGAGUAUUGGCGUGAAUUUCAGAAAGCCAUAUGGGAUACUGACAAUAAGGAUGAGUUUGAUGCAAAAUGGAAUAUUGUGGUUACAAAGGCUAGUUUGACUGACCAUCCAUGGCUAAGUUCAAUAUUUGAUUUAAGGGAAUCUUGGGUUCCAGCCUACGCACGACAAUUUUUUGCCGCUGGAAUGUCAAGCAGCCAAAGAGCGGAAGAGUUCAAAACAGAGGAUGCUUCUAAAGUUGUCUUUAACGUGAGCGAAAGGAAAAAUUGGGAAACAAGAGUGGCAGAAGUCGUAUAUGUCAAAGAUUCUGACCACGCAUCGUGUAGCUGCAAAAGAUUUGAAUUUGUUGGAAUUAUUUGCAAGCACAUCCUAGCAUUGUUCAGAAGGGACCAGAUUGAAUAUAUGCCCGAUAAAUAUAUUUUGAAGAGGUGGAAGAAAACUGCGAAAUCUGGAUUGGUGUCAGAGGCAAAUGGCAACGAAAUUAAAGACUGUGCAGAUCCUGGCCUUCUAAUAAAGCGGUGUACAAUGUCUCGACUUGCUUCAGAUGUGGUUGAGGAUGCAUUAAUGAGUGAAGAAGGAUGUGAGCUACUGUCAGAGACUCUAAAAAGUUUGCAGGUGAAGUUGAAGUUGCUGAAGGAUGGACCAAGUAAUAACGAAGUUGGAGGGUCCAGCUCUCAAACACAAUAUAUGAAAGACCCUAAGAGAGUGAGGUGCAAAGGAAGGUCGAAAGGAGUAACGGGAGCAAAGGAAAAGGCAAUGAAGCGAGGGAUUAGACACUGUCGGGAGUGUGGACGCAUUGGUCAUGAUAGAAGACAAUGCCCAGCCUUGAACACACCGUAA